This is a messenger RNA of Lampris incognitus (smalleye Pacific opah), 2543 nucleotides long. It is a transcript of the gene b4galt6, whose product is annotated as UDP-Gal:betaGlcNAc beta 1,4- galactosyltransferase, polypeptide 6. Lineage: Eukaryota; Metazoa; Chordata; Actinopteri; Lampriformes; Lampridae. The record is from RefSeq and is a predicted model, not a curated record. Gene Ontology annotation, biological process: carbohydrate metabolic process; glycosphingolipid biosynthetic process. The coding region runs from base 664 to 1797 and encodes 377 amino acids. The transcript has 9 exons. Gene Ontology annotation, molecular function: UDP-galactose:glucosylceramide beta-1,4-galactosyltransferase activity.
CGGUGUCUGCAGCGCAAGCAGAAAUGAAAUAAGCCCAUCCUGAUUUUCAUUUAUUUCAUUUUUUUACACCCCUCGUCCAGCACAAAUGUCUAUUUCAUGCCACCAUCGAUGUAAAUCUGCGUGGAGACAGCUGGCGAAGCUACUGGAAUUCUACGCGCGGUUUGAGCAAGUGGUUUGCCGAGUGUGUUGGAAACAUCGCCCCGGCCGAGAGGAGAUCUGAGUGGAGGGAGCGCGGCGGUCCUCCUCCCAUUGAUCAGCCUACGCUGCCGCUGCUGGUGUGAAACAGCCUCGCUAGCAUCACCACAACUAGCUAUGGACAUCCACCACGGAUAUUCCUGAAAAAGUCUUAUCAAGCUGUGUAGCCGCGUCGCACUGGCCUUCAGUAUGCCAGAUGGAUGGUGCUCUUUGAGGCUUGUCGGUGCCUGAAAUCAAAGGCCUCCGUUAUUCCGUCUGGACCUUUCUUGGCAGGGGAGAUCCGUUCCAUCUCAACCCGACAAGCUUUAGCGUUUUUUCCGCGCCGCGUCCCCGGUCUCAGUGAAGACGAGGGUUUUCCUUCCAUGACAAUAUCAAGCAUAUUUACCUACAUCAAUUAAAGGACUUUUAAUACAUCUGGUAUCUUAUAUGGGAUUCAUAUCGGCGACAGAAGAGCGGGCCUGAGCCAAAAUGGUGAACUGGAGGCGGCUGCUGCGAGUGUCCAACCGCUCGUUUCUGGCCUUCUUUUUUUUCUUCUCCAUGUCCACUACAUGCCUCUACUUCAUUUACGUGGCUCCAGGAAUAGCCAACACAUACUUUUUCAUGGUGCAAGCUCAGGGCAUGAUGUUGAGGGACAAUGUGAGGACCAUUGGCCAGAUGAUCAGACUGUACACAAAUAAGAACAGCACACUCAAUGGCACUGACUACCCUGAUGGCAAUAACUCCAGUGAAUACCUGGUCCAGCCCACCACAUACCUCCCUGAGAACUUCACCUAUGCCCAAAACCUCCCCUGUCCAGAAAGAUUACCUUCUAUGAAGGGGCCUAUGGAAGUUAACAUGACAGAAAUACCAUUAGAGGAGUUGAAAUUGAAAUUCUCCAAUUUUGGGGGCCACUGGAAACCAAAGGACUGCAAACCACGCUGGAAGGUGGCCAUCCUGAUUCCAUUCAGAAAUCGCCACGAACAUCUCCCCAUCCUCUUCCAACACCUCACGCCGAUGCUGCAAAGACAACGGCUGCAGUUUGCCUACUACGUCAUCGAACAGACUGGAAGCCAGCCGUUCAACAGGGCCAUGCUGUUCAAUGUGGGUUUUCUGGAGGCGAUGAAGGACCUGGACUGGGACUGCCUUAUUUUCCAUGACGUUGACCACAUCCCAGAGAACGACCGUAACUACUACGGCUGUGGGCAGAUGCCGCGCCACUUUGCUGCCAAGCUGGACAAAUACAUGUACAUACUUCCCUACAGCGAGUUCUUUGGUGGUGUGAGCGGUCUUACUGUGGAGCAGUUCCGUAAGAUCAAUGGCUUUCCCAAUGCAUUCUGGGGCUGGGGGGGAGAGGAUGACGACUUGUGGAACAGGGUGCACUAUGCUGGUCUGAAUGUCACGCGGCCGGAGGGAGAAAUUGGAAAGUACAAAUCAAUUCCACAUCACCACAGAGGAGAGGUGCAGUUUUUAGGGAGGUAUAAACUGCUGAGGUAUUCGAAAGAGAGACAGCACCUGGAUGGCCUCAACAACCUUCACUACAGCCCGGAGAUCUCCCUCAGCAGCCUUUACAAAAACAUUACCAUUGACCUUCACCCCCAGCUCGCCCCCAUCGCAGACUACUGAGCUGCUCCCCACCACCCGGCUCGCACUGGUCCCCCUCCCCGGCUUCCCAGUGCCGUUGACACCAUCUAGAAUCGGACUCCUAGCGUAGCGGGGUGAGGAGGUGGGAGGGUCGGGGUUUGUCGGGGGGUUGCAGCUGGUGAGGAGGCACACCGUGUACUGCUGCCAAGAAACCGUAAGAGAAAACCAUCAAAACAAAAAAAGAAAAGUGGGGAAAACGACAGAGGCCAUGUCCGAUGUUUAAAGUGAACAACUGUGUGUAUCUGUGUGUGUGUGUGUGUGUUGGCAGGACUGCCAGCAGUUCAUUUUGGGGCUGUGUGUACUGUGAGUGAAUGAAGUGUGGGUGCAGGUGAGUGAAUGGGUGAGUGAACUUGUGCAGCUGCAUGUCUUAUGUGCUGGCUUUAGCUAUUAAACUUCAUGGCACCUGAUGAGGUACAGGGAGAGGCGACAUCCCAGCACUGAUGUUUACUCCAAAGCCUUAACGUGGCAGGCCUCGAACCCGACUCCCCCGGCUCGGCUCCGCAGUGCUUCACUUCUGAUAUCUCCAUGUCACCUUACAAGCCAACUGACGAGUUUUGUCUGAAUUUCUAUUUCUGUUUUACAUGCCUUUUUGUGAAGAUGAAAUAACCCUUCAAAGGGGGGGGGUAUAAGCGAAGGUGACUUAAAUGUCUGUGACGUGCAUUUCUUUUUUUAAACACUUAAUUUAUUUUCUCUAAUGGAUGUGUUGAAGAAACACCCUGUCUUUGUUA